Molecule: messenger RNA, 633 nt
Organism: Striga asiatica
Lineage: Eukaryota; Viridiplantae; Streptophyta; Magnoliopsida; Lamiales; Orobanchaceae
Source: the annotation of a GenBank genome assembly
AUGCAUCUGCCUGUGCGUAACCGCCGUCGUAUUGGGGCUGGGCUUGCUGUUCCUAAUCCUAGGGCUCACCGUCUUCAAGUCAAACGCCCCCGCACCUCCGUUGAUUUCGUCUCCCUCGAAGAUCUCGAUUCCUCCUUCGAUUUCGCCAGGCUCAGGCUCCACCUCAACCUCACCCUCGACCUCCGCAUCUCCGUCACCAACCCCAACCGCGUCGGCUUCAGGUACACCACCAGCACCGCUCUCCUCCGCUACAGAGGCGGCGAAGUCGGCCAAGUCCCCGUACCCGCCGGCCGGAUUGGCUCCCGCGACACGCACACUCUCAACCUCACCCUCACUCUCAUGGCCGAUCGACUCCUCACCAACUCUGCUGUCUACUCCGACGCCAUCUCCGGUACGUUGCCUUUACAAACUUACGUCAGACUUGCCGGAAAAGUGCGGAUCCUCUUUAAUUUUCACGUUGUCACCUACACCACAUGUGACCUCGAAAUUGCACUUUUGAAUCGCACGGUAAUUGCACGAGGAGAGAUAAAGAAGAAGGAGAAAAGAGACAUGUUUGGAGAGGAGAUUAAUGAGAGAGAAGAAAAGAUUUCUUACCAAAGAUAUGCCAUUAUCUUGGAAGGAAAUCUUGUUUGA